AUGGCUAGAGUUAAGCACAUUCCUCCUCCUCGUAAUCGCGCUGUAAGUGAGGAUCAGAAACAUAAGAAAAGACGCAAUAAGCCUGGAACAGUAGCGCUUCGCGAGAUUCGUCGUUUUCAAAAGACUUUCAAUUUGGUUAUACCAGCUGCUCCAUUUAUAAGAUGCGUCAAACAGAUUACGAACCAAACAUCUUCACAUGUCUCACGUUGGUCGCCGGAAGCAGUAAUAGCACUUCAGGAGGCGGCUGAGGAUUAUCUGGUUCAUAUGUUUGAAAAUGGAAUGCUAUGUGCCCUUCAUGCAAGGCGUAUUACCCUUAUGAAAAAGGAUAUUGAGUUGACCCGUAGGCUUACAGGAAUAGGAAGGCCUUGGUGA
This is a messenger RNA of Cicer arietinum (chickpea), 372 nucleotides long. Its product is annotated as histone H3-like centromeric protein HTR12-like. The record is from RefSeq and is marked provisional. Gene Ontology annotation, cellular component: nucleosome. NCBI's taxonomy places the organism in Eukaryota, Viridiplantae, Streptophyta, Magnoliopsida, Fabales, Fabaceae. Gene Ontology annotation, molecular function: protein heterodimerization activity; structural constituent of chromatin; DNA binding.